AUGGCGUCUUUGGUCUAUGAGGAGGCGUGGGUCAACUCCUGCUACACUUCGUUUAUCAUGCUCGAUUUCAUUUUAAAAAAACUUCACAUCGACAUGUAUACGUUUGUCACAGGAGAGAGCUCAAUCAGCAAAGAAAAAAUGAAGGAGAUGCUUCAAGUUCAGAUGUUUACAGCAAAAGACUUGUUUCCCCUUUGGAAGAAUGGCACCAGCUUGUGUACCUCUUUUGCCACUUAUAUCGCGUCGCAUCCCAAGAACAGUGACCACCCUACAAUGUUUCAAUUCACCGAGCUCAACCGAAUACAUCGUGCAUGUUUUAGUACCCAACUCUGCUUUAUCGGGAUAAUCAUAUGGAAGCCUUAUCAAUAUCGUAUCUCAUGGAGCGAACUUCUACUAAACAAGACAUCAAAUAAGAUGCAAAUAUACGAGUAUUCUGUCCAAUUCUCCACGGCUACAGAAGGUGCCGAAGCAAAAGAAGCCAUUUCUAUAUACUUCUAUCGCUUUGUUCGGUUUUGCGAGCACGAGAACAGAGCCAGACAGUACGCACUGGCAUCGCCCACUUUUAUAUUAUCUAUACAGUGA
Nannizzia gypsea CBS 118893 is the source of this 579-nucleotide messenger RNA. RefSeq lists its product as hypothetical. The record is from RefSeq and is a predicted model, not a curated record. The transcript is spliced from 2 exons. NCBI's taxonomy places the organism in Eukaryota, Fungi, Ascomycota, Eurotiomycetes, Onygenales, Arthrodermataceae. The coding region runs from base 1 to 579 and encodes 192 amino acids.